Messenger RNA from Prunus armeniaca (apricot), 1197 nucleotides. NCBI's taxonomy places the organism in Eukaryota, Viridiplantae, Streptophyta, Magnoliopsida, Rosales, Rosaceae. The record is from the annotation of a GenBank genome assembly.
AUGGAUUCCGAUACACCUGAUUCCCAAACCGUAACCACCGAAACACCUCAUCCCCAAACCGUAACCACCGAAACACCUGAUUCCCAAACCGUAACCACCGACACACCUGAUCCCCAAACCGUAACGACUGACCUGGAAACCCUAACCCUCUCCAGCGAUCCAUUGACGGAUCAGUUCGGCUCCCUCAAUGACGUGGCCCAUGAGCUCGCCUCCCUCCAGGACCUUGCCACGCGCGGCUCAUGGCGCUCCAUCCUCGACAAGGUGGCCCGGGCUCGAGCCCAAUCUCUCCUCCACAAACCCCACGACCACCUCGUUUAUUUCACCUACAAUGUCCUUGCCUUGACUAAACUACGCAGGUUCCCCGAAGCCGCUGCCGAGAUCGAUUCCUUAGAGGACCUCGACAGCUCUCGCUACCAGUACGAGUCGUAUCCAAAAGUGUACCCAAACCGGGUUGGGUCCAUGGUACCCUUCUCCCUCCGGUGGCUUUAUGCCUUGAUGCCCAUCAAGUUGGGCCAGCGACAAGAUGGUCUGGACCGGCUCUACUGCUUGUUAGAUUUUGUACGGAGCAAAAUAAAAGAAAAACAAAAAAAUGGGAGUGUCUCUGUGUGGAAGAGAAGGGAGGUGUUUGUAAUGAAUGGUAUAAUUGGGGUCCAUUUGAGCAACAAGGAGGUAUCUGUGUGCUUGAGCUUGAUCAAUGACUUGCUUAACCGUGAUUACACAGAUCCAGUAUUGGUGUCGAAACUAGGGUACAUUCAGAUGCAAAUGGGAGACUUAGAAGGAGCUAAGAGCUCCUUCAACGUGGUCCAAGGAUUGGUGGAGAAUGAGGAUGAAGCGAGCAAUGAGUUUAAGAACAUAGUAAGUAGGAACAAAGCCUUGGUGUACAUGGUGGGGAAGGACUAUGUUUCCGCAGUGAGGGAGUAUGAGGAGUGCAUUGAGAGGGAGCAUAACGACAUCGUGGCCAUCAACAAUAAGGCACUUUGCUUGAUGUACUUGCGGGACCUGGCAGAUUCGAUCAAAGUAUUGGAGAAUGCCCUGGAAAGAGUGCCUACGGUGGCAUUGAAUGAAACCGUUGUGGUGAAUUUGUGUAGUAUGUACGAGUUGGCUUACGUUAAUCAUUCUGAUAUUAAGAGGACACUGAAUAGCUGGAUUGCCAGGGUUGCUCCUGAUGAUUUUGAUUCAUCAUCUACGAGGAUUUGA